UUGUAUCUUCAGCCAGUCACCUAUCUUGAUGCUGUUGUUUAUUCUCCGGAUCGCGUAAACUUGGUGAAGUGAAGGCCCUUCACCGAAAGGAUCCGCGAGGCAAAGAGAGGAACACAGCUGUGACAGAAAUGUCUGGUUUUGGGAACAAGUUUAGUUCAUACUCGAUGACACAGCUCAACGAAUUGCUUGAAGAUGAUGACAAACUCAACAGCAUUGUCCAAGAAAUGGAAGAGAUGCAGGAGGUGCAACAGACCAAGGAGAUGAUCCUGGCCAGUAACCGGAGCCUGGCAGAGCAGAACCUUCAACUGCAGCCCAGACUGAAUCACCAGAAGAGCCAGCUCACCAAGUGCUACAGCUCCCUACAGGAGAGCUUCGAGGCCUACCAGGUUCACAAAUCCAAACUAGACCACAGCUCUGGGAACAGUUCAUUAGACACAUUUCUUGCUCUAUUGCAGGCAGAGGGAGCCAAGAUUGAAGAGGAGACAGAGAACAUGGCGGACUCCUUCUUGGACGGGGACGUCACCCUGGAUGCCUUCAUGGACUCGUACCAGAGCAACAGGAAGCUGGCCCACCUGAGGAGGGUGAAGAUUGACAAGCUGCAGGAGAUGGUGCUGAAGGGUGGACGGCUGCCUCGGGUCCCAGUCUCCUGCUCCCAUCCUCAGGAGGUCUCAGUCAGGCCAGCCCCCCUCUACACAGAGGCCAACAACCACAACCCCUUUCCAGUGCCUCAGCCCAGGAGAGCCCCCCCUCCCCCUCCAGCCCAACAACCCCCAGCUGUAGCCCCCAGCCCCAGCCUGCUGUCUUUUCCUACCCUGCCCCCCAUACCCCCCUAUCCCCCCAGGGCGGGCCACCCUUUGCUCAGUGUCAAGCCUGGGUACCAGCACCCUUUUGUGUCUCAGUACCCCCCUGCCCUGCCUCAGAGGCCUCCCCCUCGCAUGGCUCCACAGUCUGGCUUCAUGAUUCAGUAGUGAAGGGCCCACAGUACAGGUGCAUUACAGUACAUGCAGUGGACUUGCACUGCAGCCUCGCUGGAACUAUGAAUACGGUGCAACGUAUCACAAAGGGGGUUGAUUGACUUGCCAAGGCUGGUCUGGGCGUCCAACUGAAGAAGAA
Molecule: messenger RNA, 1113 nt
Organism: Oncorhynchus tshawytscha (Chinook salmon)
Lineage: Eukaryota; Metazoa; Chordata; Actinopteri; Salmoniformes; Salmonidae
Product: vacuolar protein sorting-associated protein 37B-like
Biological process (GO): protein targeting to membrane; protein targeting to vacuole; ubiquitin-dependent protein catabolic process via the multivesicular body sorting pathway
Cellular component (GO): ESCRT I complex
Source: RefSeq, a predicted model, not a curated record